AUGGAUAUUUUAACAGAAGAUGCUAUUCGAGGAGCAAGAAGUAUUAUUGCCUUAUAUAACAGUAUUGUUGGAUAUACAAAUGAAGAAGAGAAAAAAGAAAGUGAAAAAGAAACAGAACCAAAAGAAAUAAUAAAAAAAGAAGAAAAAAAUGAACAAAAAAUAAGUAAAUCACCAACAUUAAUAAAACUAGAAAAAAUACUUUCAAAAGAAUAUAUUGAUAUUAAACAAUUAAAAGAUAUUUGUUGGGUAGGAUGUCCUUCAGAAUAUAGAAGAGAAGUAUGGAAAAUAUUAUUACAAUGUCAUCCUUUAGAUAAAAAUAAAAAGGAAAAUUUUAUUAGUAAAAGAAUUGAAAAAUAUGAAUUUAUUCAAACAAAAUUUGGUGAAGAACGAAAUGUGGAACAAAUAUCAAAAGAUUUACUCAGAAUUUCUGAAGAUUUAAAUGAUGUUAGAGAAUCAAUGAAAAGAAUCCUUUCUUUAUGGGCAGCUCGUCACCCAGCAAGUGGAUAUGUACAAGGUAUUCAUGAUAUUCUUAUUCCAAUCAUUAGAGUAUAUUAUGAUAAAAAAGAUAAUAAAUAUAUUAAACCAACUAUUGAACAAGAAGCUGAUUCUUUUGAUUCAUUAACAUUUGUAUUAGAAACUGUCCAAAAUUUUUAUACUUGUCAACAACCUCGAAUAUUUGAACUUUUAAAACAAUUAGAAUUACUUAUUAAAAAAAUUAAUCCAUCUUUAUCAAACCAUCUUGAAGCUAUUGACGUUCAUACUUUAAAUUAUGCUUUUCGAUGGUUUAAUUGUUUCUUAUUAAGAGAAUUUUCUCCUGAACAAGGAAUACGUUUAUUUGACACACUCAUUUCUGAUCAAAAAGGUUUUGCUGAGCUUCCUCUUUUCUUAUGUGUGGCUUUAAUAAAUAAAUACUCUUCAGAACUUCAACAAAAAGACUUUGGAGAAGCAAUUAUCUUUCUUCAAAAUUUACCAACAAGUAAUUGGACUAAUGAAGAAAUGGAUACUUUUAUUUCUCAAGCUCACUUAUAUAGAGAAUUAUAUUCUAAUUCUCAUUUAAUGUAA
Messenger RNA from Entamoeba dispar SAW760, 1062 nucleotides. RefSeq lists its product as uncharacterized. Gene Ontology annotation, biological process: activation of GTPase activity. The transcript has a single exon. The record is from RefSeq and is a predicted model, not a curated record. Bases 1 to 1062 code for a protein of 353 amino acids. Gene Ontology annotation, molecular function: GTPase activator activity. Lineage: Eukaryota; Evosea; Mastigamoebida; Endamoebidae.